This is a messenger RNA of Carassius carassius (crucian carp), 1933 nucleotides long. It is a transcript of the gene rtknb, whose product is annotated as rhotekin b. Gene Ontology annotation, biological process: mitotic cytokinesis; signal transduction; actomyosin contractile ring assembly. NCBI's taxonomy places the organism in Eukaryota, Metazoa, Chordata, Actinopteri, Cypriniformes, Cyprinidae. The transcript has 13 exons. The coding region runs from base 244 to 1776 and encodes 510 amino acids. The record is from RefSeq and is a predicted model, not a curated record. Gene Ontology annotation, cellular component: actomyosin contractile ring.
ACCAAAUCGCAAAGGUGGCGCUGUUUCAGUAAGUGUUCAAAACCUCAAGCGCCACCCAUAGCCUACCACGAACUGCGGGAAAAACACACCCUAAUCCAUAGUUGUUGCAACAUGUCCAGUAGGAUUUUAUACUAAUGGAGUUUUUAAGAUAUAUAUUUAAGCAUUUGGGACGGGGUUUAUGUUGAUUGUAAUGCAGUAGCUUCGGUUGGUCGCUUGAGUUGGGAUUUUCAACCUACAGCAAUCAUGUUCUGCAGAAACCAGACUUCCAGAGCCACUGUUGCCCGUGGAUCCGCGAUGGAGAUGGAGGUGAAGAGAGGCCGGUUCCGCCUGAGCGUGCUGGAGGACUCCGCACAGGACUGUGAGGUACAGAGACUGAUCGAGAGAGAGGUGAGGAUCAGAGAAGGGGCCUGUAAGCUUUUAGCUGCGUGUUCUCAGAGAGAUCAGGCUCUGGAAGCUUCCAAGACUCUCCUCACAUCCAACAGCCGCAUACUGGCCCUCAUGACCCAGCUGCAGCGCAUUAAGGAAGCCCAGGCCAUGCAGAGAGCAGGACGGAGGUCAUCUGAUGGUGCGUCUGUUGAUGAUCGAUUACCUUGUACUGGAAAAGUAGCUAUUUCAGAUAUUCGCAUUCCUCUCAUGUGGAAAGAUUCAGAGUAUUUUAAAAACAAAGGAGAGCUGCACCGGUGUGCCGUGUUCUGUUUGCUGCAGCUGGGGACAGAGAUUCACGAUACGGAUCUCGUAAUAGUGGACCGGACGCUCACAGACAUCUGUUUCGAUGAACCAGUGAUAUUCUCUGACGUACCUGCAGACUUUGACCUGCGGGUGGAGCUCUACAGCUGCUGUGUGGAGGAGGAAUUCAGCAUGGGCUUCUCCACUCGAAGGCUGAGCCGGCUGGGAAGUGCCUCCAGUAAGAAGUUCAUUGCAACUUCAGAGACCGCAGCGUCCUGCAGUUCCCCCGGAGGAGAAUCACCGGUUCUGCUGCCUGCUCUUUCUGUACGGGGCCCUAAAUAUCACCUCCUGGCCCAUAAAUCUCUGACCCUGUGCCACACACAGAACUCUUUCCGAACACAUGACCUGACGAUAUCAGACACAGAGGGCUCUUCGUUCUGGUUGCCGCUCUAUGGUAACAUGUGCUGUCGCCUCGCGGCCCAGCCUCUUUGUAUGACUCAAGUUGUUAUGUGCGGAAAACUCCGAAUUCGGUCAUCUUCCACUUAUUUUUUUGUACCCAAGUCAGAGGACUGGAGAGACGUCUACGGUGUUCUGAGUGGGUCAGUUUUAAAAUGUUACCAGCAGCAAGACGACACAGAUUCUUUAGAGACCCCACUGUUCACUAUUCCCUUUAAUAAGGACACCUGUGUGCGUGCCACAGAGAGCGACCCGGCUCUACAUGCUCACAGUAUCACCAUAACAAACCAGCGUGGUGAUGAGACCACAUACACCAUUGCCACACACACAUCUGAAGACACACAUGACUGGAUGGAAGCCUUCAGGCAGCAUUUCUAUGACAUGAGUCAAUGGAAACAGUGCUGUAAUGAGCUCAUGAAGAUUGAGGAACCUUCUCCAAAGAAAAUGAUGUUGACAUUAAAACAAGGCUCCCUGUAUCAUGAAAUGGUUACGUCCCCAUCCACCAAGACCAGAAACCAUCUGCAACCCCUGAACAGACCUGUUUCUUCUGAAAUCCAAAGCCUGCUGUCCACCUAUUAUAAUGACAGCAAUUUGGCUGGUGGUAACCCAAAGGUUGUAGGUUCAAAUCCCAGGAGAAGCCACCUGCCGCCAUAGUGUCCAUGAAAAAGAUGUCACAUGGCUUCAUGGAAUCUUUGUUCCUGCUCUUUCUGAACAGACAAAUCUGUUGUUUCAUGAUUUAUAUGACAAUUAUGUGUUGUUAAUGCCAUGAUAAUAAAAUGAAAGAUUGGAAAUCCCCAUCACUUCUUGUUUA